AGUUGGUAUAUUCCGGUGCCGGAAUGACUCGUUGCUGCAGGACGACUGGGUUGGUUCUUUGUUGUCUUCAGCUGAAUUUGUUUUUCAUAGAGGAAAAAAUAUUUUAACGGAUGAUUAUCGUUCUCUGAUCAUUUUUAAUAACGUCCCCGUAAAGAUGGAUGAAAGAAGUUACGGAUCUUUGCCUCAUGUGCCCUCGGAUUAUGUUCAGCACUGGGUUCAGUCAGCACAGCAGCAUCUCCAAGCCCUCCACGCACAGUAUUCUCAUAUGGCUAACAGAAAUGUUGCCCACUUCAUGGAAGGACAUGGGGAAGAACCUGGAAUGAUGGAAAUGCCUGCCCAGGAGCCGCCUGCUGCACCGCCAGAGCCCGGGGCUCCCCAGAAAGCUCCCACUAAAGGGAAGAGGGGCAGACCGGCAAGCAAAGAGCCCAAAGCUAAACCAGGCCCCAAGCCUAAGAAGGCCAAGGCAGUCAAAGCGGGACAACAAGCUGAAGGGACACAGGAGAAGAUUGACGAGUCCUUUAAGAAAGUUAAAAGGAAAAUCGAUCGCUUCAAGGGCAUGUCCGAGGAGGAGGUCCUGAAAAAGACCCUGCCAGACAUCCUUACAUACAACCUGGACUAUGUAAUUAUUGGAAUCAAUCCAGGUCUGAUGGCUGCCUACAUUGGAAGAUGGUUCCCUGGACCUGGGAACCACUUUUGGAAGUGCCUUUUCCUGUCUGGAUUUACUGAACAGCUGCUGAACCACAUGCAUGAUGAGACUCUCCCUGAGAAAUACGGCAUUGGCUUCACUAACAUGGUGGCAAGAGCAACACCGGGAAGCAAAGAUCUCUCAAGUAAAGAGCUUCGAGAAGGUGGCAAAAUUUUAGUGGAGAAGAUUAAAAAGUUCAAACCUCUCAUAGCAGUUUUCAAUGGGAAAUGUAUAUAUGAAAUGUUCUGUAGAGAGAUAUUUGGGAAAAAGCCCAAAACUCUGGAAUUUGGCUUGCAGCCACACAGGAUUCCUGACUCUGAGACGGCGUUGUAUUUGAUGCCCUCCUCAAGUGCUCGCUGUGCUCAGUUUCCUCGAGCUCAGGACAAAGUGCACUUCUACAUCAAGCUCAGAGAACUCCGAGAUGAACUGAAGGGAGUGGCCAAACCCAGGGAAGUAGAGGAAGUCAAUUACACCUUUGAUCUUGGCUUGGCUAAAGAGGAUGCUAAGAGAAUGGCCAUUAAGGAGGAGCAGUACGAUCCUGGCUAUGAGGCGGCGUAUGGAGGGGCAUAUGGGGAACCUGGAAAUGAGGAAGGCAAUGGCCACUGUGCCUUCGCUUCUGGAGAAGCAGAAGCAGCAGAGAAGCAGCCUAGGAGUCCAAAUGCAGUGAGCCAGCUUCCGGAUGGCCAGUGGAUGACCAACUCCUUCGCUGAUCAGAUUCCCGAGAUUGGCAGCUCAUCACAAGUGCAGGCGGAGGCCGUAUGAGUGGGACACUCAUCUCAGUAAAGGGACUCUCCUCCUGUGUUCAUCCACAGCCCUCGUGCAGUGCCUCUCACCAGCUUCUCCCAGUUCAGGAGCAAUCUCAAUACGUGCACUGACUUUUCUGCUUGCUGAUUUGUUUGUUACAUUAGGUAAUAAGACCAUUAUGGUUGCUGUGUGCAUAAGUCACUCAGCAGAACAGGAUGAUGAGUAUGAUUCGAAGCAGAAACGGCUACUUCAGCGACUCGCACAAGUCACCUGCUGCUCUCAAUAACUAUAAACUGUACCUCAGUUCUUCAACUGAAGACUCUUAUCAUGAAACACUCUUCAUCUAAGAAGAGAUGCGUUCAAAUUCUUUUUUUUCUUUUUUUUUUGCCAUGAAUUUGAAGUAGACAUUUUAGGAAGUAGUAUAUCUAUGGAACUGAGCUUGUUCUUUUUUUUAUAUUCUGUGUCCAAAACAUUUUUGCUUUUGCUUAGUGUAUAAGCACUGAUGCAAUUGUUUGUCUCAUGUGAUAUCAGGGACUGAUACUUGAUUUUGUGACAGGACAGGAUGUAGUUUGAUUUGGAUAAAUGUUUAACUUUUUUCUUGUGCAAAAUAUUUGCACACUUUUCUUUACCUGGAAGCCAUUUACAUAUUGUAGGUCAGCAUGGAAACAGUAAGGAUUACGAAUCUCCCCGUUAUAUUAAAAAGAUAAGUGUAAUAGGGCAAGUAGCAUAGGUGAAAUAAUUAAAAUAUUUUUAAUCAAAGCAAAGACACCACCAUAAUCCCUCGAGGUGUAGUUCUGAAGGAUUAUACUGAUACAAUCAUGUGACUACUGGUGGUAUUUAUUGGUAUUUGUGGAGUAGUUGUCUCCUCUGACAUGAAAUUACAAAUUCAAGUUUCAAAGACGGUCACACCGCCUUCUCAAGUACUGUAAAACACCAUUUUUAUGACUCAUGGUACUGUGUGAAUUUUAAAGCUUUGAUUUACUGUGGUUUUACCGUUUAUAUAAAACACUCUUGGUGCUAUUUUGUUACUCUUAUUGUAAACAUGAUUACAUUUUCCCUCUAUUAAAAUUUUAUUGCAUUCAAAUUCAA
Ictalurus punctatus (channel catfish) is the source of this 2518-nucleotide messenger RNA. RefSeq names its product thymine DNA glycosylase, tandem duplicate 1 (gene tdg.1). Gene Ontology annotation, biological process: base-excision repair, AP site formation. The record is from RefSeq and is a predicted model, not a curated record. Gene Ontology annotation, cellular component: nucleus. NCBI's taxonomy places the organism in Eukaryota, Metazoa, Chordata, Actinopteri, Siluriformes, Ictaluridae. Gene Ontology annotation, molecular function: mismatch base pair DNA N-glycosylase activity. The coding region runs from base 155 to 1447 and encodes 430 amino acids. The transcript has 11 exons.